GGAGGCAACGCGGCGGCGGGAGUGGAGGCGCGGAGCAUGGAGCGCAGCUGCCUCCCCCCGCCGGAGCAGGAAGCAGUGGAAGCGUGGCUGGACGAUCACGGCGACUUUACCCGCUCUUACUUUGUUAGAAAAGCCACAAGAGAAAUGGUUAAUGCAUGGUUUGCUGAGAGAGUUCAUACCAUCCCAGUCUGCAAAGAGGGAACCAAGUCCCAGAGUGAAUCCUGUGCUUGUCACCAGCCUGCCUGUGGUGAGACCACCAACUCUGGGACACCGGCAAGGAAAAUCUCUGCUUCUGAAUUUGACAGACCUUUAAGGCCUAUUUUUGUCAAGGACUCAGUAGGAGCAGUGAGCUUCCUCUCUGGCUCUGAAAAGAAGGAACAGAUGCCUCUGCAAUCUCCAAGGAUUGAGACCAGUGCAGGGGAUCAGUGCUCAAGACUAUUGGAACUUGUGAAAGAUAUUUCUAGUCACUUAGAUGUCACAGCACUUUGCCAUAAGAUUUUCCUACAUAUCCAUGAGCUCAUAGCAGCCGAUCGCUAUUCCCUGUUCUUGGUCUGUGAGGACAGCUCUAAUGAGAAGUUUCUUGUGAGCAGGCUGUUUGACGUGGCAGAAGGCUCCACCCUAGAAGAAGCUUCCAACAACUGCAUUCGGCUAGAGUGGAACAAGGGCAUUGUGGGUCAUGUAGCAGCUAUAGGCCAGCCUCUGAACAUCAAAAAUGCAUAUGAGGAUCCAAGAUUCAAUGCAGAAGUUGACCAGAUCACAGGGUACAAGACUCAGAGUAUUCUCUGCAUGCCAAUAAAGAAUCACAGGGAAGAGGUUGUUGGUGUGGCUCAAGCAAUCAAUAAGAAAUCUGGAAUCGGUGGCACUUUCACUGAACAAGAUGAAAAGGAUUUUGCUGCGUAUCUGGCAUUUUGUGGAAUUGUUCUUCACAAUGCUCAGUUGUAUGAGACCUCUUUGCUUGAGAACAGGCGCAAUCAGGUGCUUCUCGAUCUUGCCAGCCUGAUUUUUGAAGAACAGCAGUCUUUGGAAGUGAUUCUGAAGAAGAUAGCUGCUACUAUAAUAUCCUUCAUGCAAGUGCAGAGGUGUACCAUCUUCAUAGUGGAUGAAGAUUGUCCUGAUUCAUUUUCUAGUGUGUUUCACAUGGAAUCUGAGGAAUUAGAAGAGUCAGCUGAAAAUCUGAACAGGGACUAUGACAGAAACAAAAUCAAUUAUAUGUAUGCUCAGUAUGUCAAGAAUACGAUGGAGCCUCUCAACAUCCCAGAUGUCUGCAAGGACAGGAGAUUUCCCUGGACAAAUGAUAACGCAGAAAAUGAAAGUCAACACAUAAAGAGUUUGCUGUGCACACCAAUAAAAAAUGGAAAAAAGAAUAAAGUGAUAGGGGUUUGCCAGCUUGUGAAUAAGAGGGAAGAAAACUCAGGCAAUAUCAAAGCUUUCAACAGAAAUGAUGAACAGUUCCUGGAAGCAUUUGUCAUCUUUUGUGGCUUGGGCAUCCAGAAUACACAGAUGUAUGAAGCUGUAGAGAGAGCCAUGGCCAAACAGAUGGUGACAUUAGAGGUUCUUUCCUACCACGCUUCUGCUGCUGAGGAGGAAACGAGGGAGCUGCAGGUAACAGUGGCUGCUGUGGUACCAUCUGCACAAUCUCUCAACCUAACUGACUUCAACUUCAGUGAUUUUGAGCUCUCAGAUUAUGAAACAACAUUGUGUACAAUUCGCAUGUUCACAGACCUCAACCUGGUGCAAAAUUUCCAAAUGAAGCAUGAGGUUCUCUGCAGAUGGAUUUUAAGUGUAAAGAAAAAUUACCGGAAAAACGUUGCUUAUCACAAUUGGAGACAUGCCUUUAACACAGCACAGUGCAUGUUUGCUGCUUUAAAAUCUGGUAAAAUUCAGAGCAAGCUGACUGACUUAGAAACACUGGCACUGCUGAUAGCAACUCUAAGCCAUGAUUUGGAUCACAGGGGAGUGAACAACUCUUAUAUACAAAGAAGCGAACAUCCACUGGCUCAGCUCUAUUGCCACUCAAUCAUGGAGCAUCAUCACUUUGAUCAAUGCCUUAUGAUCCUCAACAGUCCAGGAAAUCAGAUUCUCAGCAGCCUUUCCAUUGAAGAAUACAAGGCCACUCUGAAAAUGAUAAAGCAAGCCAUUCUUGCCACAGACCUCGCCCUAUACAUAAAGAGGAGAGGAGAAUUUUUUGAACUUCUAAGGAAGAAGCAAUUUAAUUGGGAAGAUCCUACACAGAAAGAGCUUUUUUUAGCAAUGCUGAUGACUGCUUGUGAUUUAUCAGCCAUCACCAAACCAUGGCCAGUUCAGCAACGGAUUGCUGAGCUUGUAGCUACUGAAUUCUUUGAUCAAGGAGAUAAAGAGCGGAAGGAACUCAACAUAGAACCAACAGACCUAAUGAACAGGGAGAAGAAAAAUAAAAUUCCCAGCAUGCAGGUUGGAUUUAUAGAUGCUGUUUGUUUGCAGCUGUAUGAGGCCCUAACACAUGUGUCAGAGGCCUGCUACCCCUUACUGGAUGGCUGUAGAAAAAAUAGGCAGAAAUGGCAAUCCUUAGCUGAACAACAAGAGAAAAAUCUGAUUAAUGGUGAAAGCAAUCAAGCCAAACGGAACUGAGAUGCUCACUGAACAACCACAAGCGUAUAUUCACAUAGAAGACAUAGCAGUAGGAGUACUGCAUCUUGCUAAACACUGUACGAAUUUGGCUUAUGUUUUGCCACUGCUGUAUUAUUUUCCCAUGUGCCAAGCUGCAGCAUGACCAUGUAUAUGCCAAAGCUAUAUGCAGAUAUAUGUUCAUAACAUCCAGAUGAGAUGGAAAAAGAUCUGCAAGGGUAGUUUUUGCUACUCUGUUCCACAAGAAGGUAUGAGUGCAGUUACUCAGCUGUCCCUGAGAGCCUAUUACUUUAGAGAUGUAUAUAGUUGUUAGUGAUCAUAUUGUGGCCAGUAUCUUAAGGACUACUGCAUUUUGCACCUUUUUAGCCCUCUUCCAAUUAUGCUGUGUUAUGUUUGAAGUCAUAUGCAGUCCUGCCUGUUCUCUUCCCAGAGGUUUAGAGGAAAGACUGAGACUAAUUCUGGGGAGCCUAAUCCAGCAUAUACUAUGCUAAUGUCUUUCAGGAGACAGAACUGGGCUUUGAAGAGUGAAAGCCCCAGAAUCUGUGCACAGAGUAGGUUUUGGUUUUGUUUUUCUUUUUUGUAUUAGAGAAAUGUCUUAGCAAAUGUCUUACAUUUGGAUCUAUUUUUAAAACCUUCAUAAAUUACAAGACAAUGGGGGUCUUAGGAGUUUUUUUGGUAGAAGUGUUUAUCCAUAAAUAAUGGAAAGUGCUUGAAGAUUGAGGAAAUGUUACAACAUAACUGACAGACUGCCACGGAAGAAUGGCUCACGCAGAAAGCUGCAAAAAGCACACCCAGGAAUGGAAACUUAACAGGAUAAUUUUCAUAUGCUGAUUUUAAUUUCAUUUGGAAGUUGAACUUAACAUCAUUAUAAUCAACAGACUGAAUCACGGGCAGGAAAAGUAGAGAAUGCUACUGCAAGAACAAGAGAUGAAAAUGUGAAUCAGAGUGAUGCAGGAAUGGCACACUUCUAGCAACAGUCAGUGACUGAUUCUUCAGGCCAGUGCUGUUAUGAAAUGGCUAUGACCACUUUGAAGACAGUUUUAUGUUAACAUCUUUUCAAAAUAUUUUUUAUGAUUAGUUGAUGUUAAAAAUCAUUAAUCACAACGUCAUAAAAGGAGUAGAAAAAAAUAAUGCCACAAGGAUUUGCCAGUUGUACAUGAGGCAUUAAUGUUCAGAACAGUAAGAAAGCCACUAGCUUGCACUAGUAAAAUAACACUGAUAUUUUAUUUAAAUGAAGAUGACUAAUAAAAAUGGUUGUGAUUUGGGAAUCAGUUUAAGAAACUACACACCUUAACCCCCAAAAGAGUAAUACAAAUAGAGUUCUAUUCUCUGAGUAGACAGGAUUAAGAGAUGAGGGUCAGCUAUCUAAGACUGGUCAGCAAUAGGUAUAACUUCAUCUGCAAAGACACAGAAAGUGUCUUUUUAAAUCUGUAGUAAUGAUUUUUCAGUUGAAGUCAGCAGGAGAGUUAGGCAAAUAGGAUCAUACUUUGAAGUGCAGGAGUUUGCUUCUAUUACAGUAACACAGAAAAGUCUGGUUGGAAACGGCAAUAAAUUAUUCUUCCCAGGGCAUUAUC
This is a messenger RNA of Dryobates pubescens (Downy woodpecker), 4178 nucleotides long. RefSeq names its product phosphodiesterase 5A (gene PDE5A). The transcript is spliced from 21 exons. The record is from RefSeq and is a predicted model, not a curated record. Gene Ontology annotation, molecular function: protein binding; 3',5'-cyclic-GMP phosphodiesterase activity. NCBI's taxonomy places the organism in Eukaryota, Metazoa, Chordata, Aves, Piciformes, Picidae. The coding region runs from base 37 to 2607 and encodes 856 amino acids. Gene Ontology annotation, biological process: signal transduction.